AUGCCUCUCGAGUCAAAUGCCGACAAGGCAUACAUGCACGACUUGCCAAAAGUGUCUUUCAGGGUGAUCACAGAUGAUCAAUCUAUACUCGCUCCGGCAGGUGUAAACUCGGAGCAGAGUAGAUCGUAUGGAUAUAAUGAUUUCUCGGAAUUCGAACGAACCGAACAUUAUAUUCGAUAUAUAGAACCUAUCGAAUCGGAGUUAGCGGUUCAGGUUGAAUAUGAUAUGGAUGAGCAGGAUCAAGAAUGGCUGGACGCUAUCAACGCAGAGAGAAAGAAAGAACAAAGCGGAGCGAUAUCAUAUGAGGUGUUUGAGAUUUUGAUGGACAAGUUGGAAAAGGAAUGGUUCAACUUGUCCAAACGAAUACCCCAGCCAGUACAACACCUCGCUGCGGAGGAUUCCAAAUGUGCUGUAUGUGAUGAUGGUGAAGGUGAAAAUUCAAAUGCGAUAGUAUUUUGUGAUGGGUGUAAUCUCGCUGUACAUCAAGACUGUUAUGGUGUUCCUUACAUACCUGAAGGUCAAUGGUUGUGUAGGAAAUGUACCGUUUCACCUGAGAAUCCUGUGUCCUGUAUUUUCUGUCCAAAUGAAGGAGGAGCAUUUAAGCAAACCACUUCAGGUCAUUGGUCACAUCUGCUUUGUGCGAUUUGGAUACCCGAAACUGGGCUGGGAAAUGCGAUAUAUAUGGAACCCGUAGAAGGCGUAGAGAGUGUGCCGAAGAGCAGAUGGAAGCUUGUCUGCUCGCUAUGUCGAGAAAAGACGGGAGCUUGUAUACAAUGUGAUAAUAGGAAUUGCUUCACCGCUUUCCACGUAACAUGCGCUCGACAGGCGGGAUUACUUUCCAGUAUGAAGUCGUUCAGUCAGGAUGGGUUGUUGAAGGCUUAUUGCCAUAAACAUUUACCGGCUGAAGAGAGGGAAGAAAUAUCCGAUACUGCCUCAGACUUCUCUUCAUUCUCCGAAACGAUACCCAAACAAACCACAAAAACCAAAAAGAAAGCUCGUCGGUCUUCGACCGCUAAUGGUCAAGCUGCAGCUGUCGUUCCGACAACUAAGAAAUCCGCUCAAGCACAUUCGAAAUCGUUCCGACCUGGUCCACCUAUCAUACCUAGAUUGAUCUUAGACAAGGUAUUGAAUUACGUUGCGAAAGUCGCCAUAAGGAAGAGACAGCCUUUCGUGGAGAGAAUGUGUAGGUACUGGAGUUUGAAAAGGGAAGCUAGAAGGGGUGCCCCUUUGUUGAAAAGAUUGCAUCUGGAGCCAUGGACUGCAUCAUCUGACUCGCGUCAACAGACCGAGACUGAAAAGGCUCAGAAACUCAAGUUCCUGCAAAUGCUUCGUAACGAUCUUGAAAAAGUCCGAAUGCUCGCCGAGCUGGUCAGAAAGCGAGAGAAAGAGAAGUUACGUCAAGUCCAGUUGAUAAAGGAUGUUGUGGAUGGCUUUAUUUUCCCUUACCAUGGGAGAUUGAGGGUGGCUUUUGAGAAGAUUUCAGCGUUGGACCGGCAAAGUCUCUACCUGCAUCCAGUCAAUCGAGCGGAAGCACCAGACUAUUUCGAGAUCAUCAAGGAACCAAUGUGCUGGUUAUGGAUUGACGAGAAAUUGGAGAAGAACGAAUAUGUCGAUUUAGCUGACUUCAAGACCUAUGCAUCGGAAAAGAAUGCUAUUCUGCCCGUUGGCGACCUAGAGCCCACUUCCACUGUUCUCUCAACUCUCUUACAACAAUGCUCGGGCCCAGAUAAUCCAACUCAAGAUCACCUUGGUUCCAUCUUCUCCUUUGAGCUUGAGAAGCCAAAGGAACCGACUCCUCCUCCUCCGUCCAAGCCAGUAAAAGCGCCUAGGAAAUCGUCAUCUCAUGCUGAACGGAAACAAAAAUGGGAAGAUCGCGAGAAUGCUGCUAAAGAACGGACUCUGGCUGGCUCAAGAUCUACUCGAGCGACCAGGGCCGCAGAAAUCGCGUUCGAUCAGGAAGCAGGCAUACAACCUUCCUCAAGUGCUGAAGGGAGCAAGCAUACCUCGGUCGAGCCCAAGGAGGAGUUGGAUGCUAGGAGUAGAAGAAGAAGUAUGAGAGAGAUCAAUGCAAUUGCUGGACCGUCUACGACUCCUGCUUCAAAUAAGAAAGGGAAAGGUAAAAAUCGUGUGAAGUCGGAAGUAGUGCCCCAGACAGAAGCUACAGCCGGAUUGCGGACAUCGACUUCGGUCUCAUUGACCACUUCAGGCUCGGCCUCACCUACUAAGCCAUCCAGCUCAUUCCCUCGACGACACAGAUCUCAAGUUGGUGUGGUGGGAACGGAAAUUGUACCGAUUCUAACGGACAGAGACAGAAGAGAGCGCGAAAGGGCAAUGGAUAUCAUGAUCGAGGAAGUGGGAGCUCAAGAUCAGUUUACCAGAUUCAAUACUGGAUGGGUAUUACCGGAAGGAAUGAAGAGGAAGAGAACGGAAAGAACCUCUGACUCAUUUCCUAGAGCACCAAGCGCUUCUUCGUCUCGUAAACCACCUAGUACAGCCGCUUCAAAAGCUCGAGCCUCCGCUACACCUCGAACACUACGUCUUUCAUUGAGUCCCAUCAAAUCUCAGCACACUGAACAUGCACCGAUCUCCAGUGGCAGUGGAAGUGAUCUAUCCUCGCCGCCACCUUCAGCUGUACCAACACCUCGAAAGACUACAAGGCAGACUGAACACGGUGAGAAGCGGAAAGCACCUUUGGACGAGGAGACUACAUCACCGAGGCAGUCGAAAAGAGCCAGAAGAACUAGGAGCGCCGGAAAUACAGAUACUCAUGAUGAUGUCGUAGUUGAUGAUGAUGAAGAUAACGAGGAGAUGACACCUAUACCUGAAGAUCUGAGUGAUCAAAAGGAGAUCUCUGAGGAAAUCGAGGAGGUUGAAGAGGUUGAGCAGGUCGAACAACCGAAGGAAGAAGAUGAUAAGCCGAGUCCUAGCAAAGCGAAAAAUAACAGUAAAAGCAAAGUGAAGGUCAUGUCUGUCUCACCUACCAAGACUAAACAGGAAUUGCAAAAGGAUGCAGCUCAGUAUGAACCUGGUGUACUUGUCCACACAUAUCCAUACUUCCCAGCUAUGGUGGUCGACCUGAACGAACCUGAGGGAAUACCUUCCGACGUACUUUCCAUCGAAGCUAGAGAAAGGGCAGCAGCCAAAGCAGCUGUUGGAUCUUUGGGUACUGACGAAGCACUUGAUGCUUUGUAUCUAUCUGGUAAAACACGGAAUAAAACCAAUAAGUAUAAGCCUCAUGCGAUUAAGAUGGUCAAGAAAGGAUAUAGGGACGCUUUGGCAACUCUGCAGACUGAAGAAGAGGAUGAGGCAGAGGAAGUAUGA
This is a messenger RNA of Kwoniella mangroviensis CBS 8507, 3321 nucleotides long. RefSeq lists its product as uncharacterized. Gene Ontology annotation, molecular function: protein binding. The transcript is spliced from 20 exons. Gene Ontology annotation, biological process: regulation of transcription by RNA polymerase II. The record is from RefSeq and is a predicted model, not a curated record. Lineage: Eukaryota; Fungi; Basidiomycota; Tremellomycetes; Tremellales; Cryptococcaceae. The coding region runs from base 1 to 3321 and encodes 1106 amino acids. Gene Ontology annotation, cellular component: MOZ/MORF histone acetyltransferase complex.